Molecule: messenger RNA, 1443 nt
Organism: Pipistrellus kuhlii (Kuhl's pipistrelle)
Lineage: Eukaryota; Metazoa; Chordata; Mammalia; Chiroptera; Vespertilionidae
Gene: TMEM125
Product: transmembrane protein 125
Exons: 3
Coding region: 452-1105 (217 amino acids)
Source: RefSeq, a predicted model, not a curated record
GACUAGGAAACACCUGUUGUUGAUCUCCCUCUCCUCCCCACCCGCCUCCCAGGGCGCACAGGGUGCAGGUUAGGCAGGUGAGCACCUCCCCGGAAACGGAGCUGGAGCGCUCCACCUGCCGGGCUCGGAUUGGAUCCAGCUCUCCCAGGCUUCUCGAGUCAGUGGUGACAGCUGAAGCCAUGUGAGUUGGGUCCUGAAUGAGGCUUUAUCUCGGGCUCUUCGUCAUCGGCCACCGGCCACCGUCCACCAUGGCACCAGCUCCCUCGGCCAGCUGGGAUGGGACAGGCAACUGAGAGAGCCAGAGAGACGAUGGUGACUGUGCCCCGGACCGCGAGAGGAACAGGACUCCGGGCUUCCAGCUGCCAAGCAGGUGGCGGGCGGGGGCUCCAGGCCAUGACCCAUGCCCUCUAACCGCCGGUGCCCUCUGCCCUGACUCCUGCCAGACCCGGCCAUGUCGGAAGGAGAGGCUCCCGCCCCACGGGGCCGGGCGCUGCCCCCGGACGUGCUGGCGGAGCAGGUGGAGCUGUGGUGGUCCCAGGAGCCGCGGCGAUCGGCGCUCUGCUUUGCCACGGCCGUGGGCCUGGUGGCCGGCUGCGGGGCGGGCGGCGUGGCGCUGCUCGCCUCCACCAGCAGCCGCUCGGGCGAGUGGCGGCUGGCGGCGGGCACGGCGCUCUGCCUGCUGGCCCUGCUGGUGCUGGUGAAGCAGCUGAUGAGCUCGGCCGUGCAGGACAUGAACUGCGUGCGGCAGCCCCAGCACGUGGCCCUGCUGCGCAGCGGCGGCGGCGCGGACGCCCUGGUGGUGCUGCUCAGCGGCCUGGUGCUGCUGGCCGCCGGCCUGACGCUGGCCGGGCUGGCCGCCGCCCCGGCCCCCGCCCGGCCGCUCACCGCCAUGCUGUCCGUGGGCAUCGCCCUGGCCGCCGCCGGAUCGCUCCUGCUGCUGGGCCUGCUGCUGUACCAGGUGGGCGUGAGCGGGCGCUGCCCUGCCCUCCGCGCCGCUGCCCCCUCCGCCCGCGGGGACCACGGCGGCAGCAUCUUCAGCAUCUCAGGACGGCUCUCUGCCGGCCAGCGUCAGGAGACCACGUCCAGCAUCGCCAGCCUCAUCUGACCCCCCGGCCGGAGCCCUUGCCACAGCUGCUGCCUCAGCCUCCUGGACCUGUGCUGGCAUGAGAGUGCGUGCGUGCGUGUGUGUGUGUGUGUGUGUGUGUGUGUGUGUGUGUGACUAUGUGUGUGCACGACCCCAGGCCUGUCCAGCCCUUCUACGGGAAGGUGAGUGUGUGUCUUCUUGGAACCGGGUGUUGUGUCCGUGGAACUGUCAGCGGCUGCCUGUCUGCAUCGGGGGGGUCUCCAGGCAGACAAGUGUCUGGGGGCCCCCGGAGAUUCUCGGCUCGCUCCUAUUCCCAGCACCCCUCCCAGCGAGCACGCAUCGGGCGCGUCCCCCAGAGC